AUCUCAAAAGCUACUCCAAUUAUAUCUCUAUCUCUAUUUUGUGUUAGUCUGUUGUGUUAGUACAGUCUCGCUGCCUCUCUCUAAAUAUCAUUGGAUCUAGGGUUCUGGGUUUCUUUUUCCUCUUCAGUCAAUUGGUCAUUGGUCAUCAAAUCGAGUGGCUGUGGUUGUUCCAUCAUUGGCUUCAGUCCGAUCUCUUUUGUCACCAAUGCCUCCCCGCGCAUCUAAGCGUAAAUCUGCCCCACCCAAUUCCUCAUCCGUCACAUCAUCCGACGGUCGUUCUGUCUCAAGUAAAGCUAAAAUAAAGGGGCUGGAAAAAAUAGAUCGCUUGUUCAAUACAUAUGCAAAUAGUUCCUUGGGCAUGAUUGAUCCAGAAGGUAUUGAAGCACUCUGUUCAGAUCUAGGAGUGGACUACACUGAUGUAAGGAUAUUGAUGCUCGCUUGGAAACUAAAAGCUGAAAAGCAGGGCUAUUUUACCCAGGAUGAGUGGCAAACAGGCCUUAAAGCAUUGGGGGUUGAUUCACUUAGCAAACUAAAGAAGGCGCUCUCUGAUUUGGAGAAAGAGGUGGAGAAGCCAUCCAAUUAUGAGGAUUUCUAUACCUAUGCAUUUCGAUACUGUUUGACAGAGGAGAAGCAAAAGAGUGUGGACAUAGAAAGCAUCUGUGAAUUGUUGAAUCUUGUUCUAGGGGUUCAAUUUCGUCCUCAGAUUGAUUCACUAAUUGAAUAUCUGAAGGUCCAGAAUGAUUACAAAGUAAUAAAUUCAGACCAGUGGAUAAAUUUUCUACGUUUUUGCAAGGAGGUAAACCUUUUGGAAAUGCACAAGUUUGCUAAUUUUAUUUUCCCAUUUGCCGCCAUAACUCAAUACCAUAAAGUUUCUUUCCAUCUGCAUUGGAAGUCAGUGUUGGCUGCCAGAAUGAAGAAAAACUAAGAAAAGAAAAUGACAUGUAAAAAUAUGAAUAAUUCAUGCUAGAUUUCACAUGCUUGACGUAUGUACUUGAUAUUUGAUGAAAAGGCAUUAGUUUCUUUUAUUAUCAUAAUUUUCUUUUUCCUCAAGCAACCUUGAGGCAUCUAUAAUAACUUUGAAUCUUUGCUAGAACAGAUUAGCUUUCCAGAUCUUGAAAACUAUGAUGCAACCCAAGCUUGGCCCUUGAUCCUUGAUAAUUAUGUUGAAUGGAUGAGAGAAAAGCAUAGCUAGUGUUGCCAUUUUUUGUAUGUCUUGCAGAUUGCUGAUUUCAUAUGGUAAAUGCUUUCUCUGUGUGUCCCUUAGAUGUUAUGCCCUUGAAUGUAUUAAAGAACUAUAAAAUUUUCAUUUUGAUUAAUUUGUCGACAGGACAAGACCUUGUGGAAAACCUAACCACAGCAACCUUGGAGCUUGGCUCAUAUCAUAACUGAUUAAACUGAUUUUACUGAACCUUUUUCUCUGGUUAAAGCUGCAAUUUUGUUGUC
This is a messenger RNA of Gossypium raimondii (Peruvian cotton), 1443 nucleotides long. RefSeq lists its product as uncharacterized. Bases 206 to 925 code for a protein of 239 amino acids. Gene Ontology annotation, cellular component: ubiquitin ligase complex. The record is from RefSeq and is a predicted model, not a curated record. Gene Ontology annotation, molecular function: ubiquitin-like protein binding; ubiquitin conjugating enzyme binding; cullin family protein binding. Gene Ontology annotation, biological process: positive regulation of ubiquitin-protein transferase activity; protein neddylation. The transcript is spliced from 8 exons. Lineage: Eukaryota; Viridiplantae; Streptophyta; Magnoliopsida; Malvales; Malvaceae.